UAGUGUCGACGCACCUAACGCCAUCUGUUGGCAGCCGCGAGAACUAACGAUGACCAUGGAAGGGAUGCGCGAGGGCCGGCGGCCGCCACCCUCCUACCAGCACCGUCACUCUCUCAUCUACCUCGACUUCACACAUUGCCAAUUACCUUGUACCUCUGUAUUUUUGAAAAAUUAUAAUAAAUUUAAAUUCAAAAUUAAACAAAUACCAAAAUUCAUUGAAGAGUUCCCUGCCCGCUGAUAGCUAGCCUAGGAUCCAAGUCAGUAGCCGCAACAUAUUGGUCCUUCGAGCCGGAUUCAUCGCAGAACCAGCUCAGCAUCACGGUCAGGCCAGUAAACCCUUCCUUCCCUCCUCAACCAUUCUUCGAUUUGUGCUAAUACAGUGUUUAUGUGCAAAUUCCAGUGAUUACCUACAUACGCGCGACCGCUACGGCUGUCCGAGCGCAGACCGCGCGCCACGUGUCGAACCUUCUAGAACAACUGUGAGUACUUGCCUUCUUUCUUUCGCAAUCCACCAAAAUGCCUAAAAAUAGUGAUGAAUCAGUAGGGAGUGAUAAUGCGGAAGAUAUUAUUAGGGAUUUAAUCAAAAAAAGAGGGGUUGUUAAGGGUAAAUUCACAUUAUUUUCAAAACACGUGCAAUCUGUAGAUGGGGAAACAUUAUCAGAGUUACAAAAAGCAGAAUUACAAGAGCGGUUAAAUAAGUCACAUCCGUUACUUGAUCAAUUUAAUGCUAUUCAAGAUGAAUUAGAAUUGUUAGUGUCAGAAAUUCAGUUAGAAAAGGAAUUAAUUGAACGGGGAACCUUUGAGAACCAAUACUAUGCUAUAGUAGCUAAGUGCAAGUGUAUUUUAAAAGAAUCCUUGAAACCACAUGGUCAGAACAAUACUUCUAGAAGCAUGAUAAAAUUACCUACUAUCUCAUUGCCUUCCUUUGACGGAUCGUAUGAUCAAUGGCUUGAGUUCCGUGACACCUAUUUGUCGUUAAUUCACAAUAGUAUUGAUAUUGAUAACGUGCAAAAAUUUCAUUACCUACGUUCAUCAUUAACAGGUAACGCGCUUCAAGUAAUAAAAUCGCUCGAAUUCUCUUCUGAUAAUUACGUAACAGCUUGGGAGUUAUUGCAAAAUAGAUACAAUAAUAAUCGUUUGCUAGUCCACAAUCACGUAAAGGCUUUGUUUUCAACGCAAUCAUUGCAUAAAGAAUCCGCACCCCAUAUACGCAAAUUAAUAGAUAACGUUUUGAGAAAUAUGCGCGCUCUAAAAACUUUAGGCGAACCUACGGACUCGUGGAGUACCCUCAUAAUAUAUAUAAUUGUCUCAAAACUAGAUUCUGCAACUGAACGGGAGUGGGAACUUUAUAAAGGCACUAUAAUUAACUCUGAAGGUGAUUCCGAUAUUAAAUUGUCGCUUGCUGAUUUAAUUAAAUUUCUUAAAGACCGGGCCGAUGUACUGGAAACGAUUAACUUGUCUCAACAAAAUAAAAGCACACAAAAUGACAAUAACUCUAAAAAAGUUACGCCCAAUGUACAAAAAUCACACAGUUAUGUUGUCACACAAAAAAAUAAUACUAAACAGCCAUUAAAUUCAUCUCGCUCUAAACGUUAUUCAUGCAUUAUGUGCAACGCAAAUCACCCGCUUUACUCUUGCGAAUCGUUUCUUAAUUUAUCGAUAGCAGAUAGGGUAAAAUACAUAGAAGAUAAAAACAUUUGUCGCAAUUGUCUGCGCGCCGGUCACGCGGUAGUCGACUGCUGGUUCGGGCCGUGCAAACAAUGUAAUAAAAAACACAACUCAUUAAUUCAUAACGAAUGUGUAGACUCUGGUGCAUUAAUAUCUUCAGCAGUUCUCACUUCGCAAGUGCAACCGCAGCCCGAGGCGGCUACGGCAGGCUCACAGCCAUUGCAAUCCGCAUCUCACACAACGCACACGUUAUAUAACGUCAAUAAUAACACAGAUCAAGUGUUAUUGUCGACGGCAUUAAUAGAAAUCGCGGAUUGUAAUAAUAAAUAUCACACAAUUAGAGCUCUUUUAGAUAACGGCAGUCAACAAUGCUUUAUCUCAGAAGCUGUAUGUAAACAACUCGGCAUUCCAUUGAUACAGUCCACUGUUCACGUCACAGGUGUAGGUAACUCCGUCACCCAGUCCACACUAUCAUGCGAGGUUCAAGUACGAUCUAAAACUAGUUCAUAUCUCACACGCUUUAAUUGCCUAGUUUUAUCCCGUAUUACCGCGCAGUUGCCAUCGAUAGGCAUCAAUCAUAACUUGCAAAUUCCAGAAGACAUUCCACUAGCAGACCCAGAAUUCCACUCCCCUGGUCAAAUAGAUUUAUUGAUAGGAGCCGAUAAGUUCUGGGAUCUAUUAAAUGACGGUUUAAUUAGAUUAGCUAAAGGUCCGUUUUUGCAAAAUACAAAGUUAGGUUGGAUAAUUUCCGGUUCAAUCAAUAGUAAGCACUCGCGCAUUAAUCGAGUGCAUUGUAACUUUACCCAGACCUUAGACGCACAACUUAAGCAAUUUUGGGAGUUAGAAGAAAUUACUUCAUGCAAUAAACUCACAAAAGAUGAAGCGGCAUGCGAAAAAUUAUUUAAAGAAACGACUUUACGCGACGAUACGGGUCGUUUUUCAGUGCGCAUACCGUUAUGCGAAUCAGCUGAUGUAUUAGGAGAUACAUUUAGUUUAGCACAAAAUAGGUUUUAUGCCCUUGAACGUAAAUUAAACCGAUGCGCGCCCGAAUAUAAACAAUUGUAUGUUGACUUUAUGAGCGAAUAUUUAAACCUAGGUCACAUGAGUCUAAUUGAUGAGUAUGCUAAGCCAUGCUACUUUCUACCACAUCACGGUGUCUUCAAAGAAAGCAGUAGCACUACCCGUCUGAGGUGCGUUUUCGACGCAAGUGCAAAAUCGUCAUCAGGAAAAUCGUUAAACGAUAUUCAAUUAAUAGGGCCUGCUUUACAAAACGAUAUUUUCUCAAUUUUAUUGCGGUUUCGACAAUACAAAUAUGUCGCAUCUGCCGAUGUGGAAAAAAUGUAUCGACAGAUUUUAAUACAACAAGACCAACGAGAUUUGCAAUUAAUUCUUUGGAGAGAAAAUCCAUUUCAGCCUUUAUGUGUAUAUCGUUUGAACACAGUUUCGUAUGGCACGGGCUCAGCCCCAUGGCUUAGUAUGCGUUGUCUUAAACAGCUCGCGGCGGAAUGCACGGAUGACGUCAUCUCACGAGUCAUCAAUGACGAUUUUUUUGUCGACGACUUAGUAACAGGACAUGAUGAUAAGGAACAGCUGUUACAAAUAUGUAACGGGGUUUCAAAUGUAUUAAAAUCGGGCUGCUUUCAUUUAAGAAAAUGGAUUUUCAAUUCAGACAUUCAAAAUUCUCAAAGUAUAUUUUCGUCUAAAGAUCUAUCGCUCGGUGAUAAUUGUCAAACGAAAACUUUAGGUAUGGGGUGGUUUAACAAUUCCGAUGAAUUAAAUUACUCGACAAGACACGUUAAAGACAUAACUCCUGUUACUAAACGCACAAUUUUGUCUACAAUUUCACAAAUUUUUGACCCGCUAGGUUUGCUGGGCCCUACUGUCAUUAUAGCUAAGAUUUUAAUGCAAUCUUUAUGGCUUUUGAAGGUCGGCUGGGACGACCCGUUACCUACGAACACUUUAAUAAAAUGGCAUAAUUUUGUUGAUAAACUAAAAUAUUUAGAAACAAUUCGUAUACCUCGUCACAUUAAAGGCGAUAAUUGUUUACACACAGAUUUACAUAUUUUCUCUGACGCGUCACAGGCUGCUUAUGCGGCGUGUGCUUAUGUGCGUACCUACACAGAUAACUUACCUGUAACAGUGCGAUUGUUGUGUGCGAAAAGCAAAGUAGCACCCGUAAAACCGGUUAGCAUUCCUCGUUUAGAACUAUGCGGGGCGUUACUAGGUGCACGAUUAUACGCAAAAAUCACUGAGUCACUCAGAUUAAGUUUUAAUAAAGUGCAUUUCUGGACUGAUUCGACUAUUGUGCUUGGGUGGCUUCGAAUGUCACCAAGUUUACUUAAGACAUUUGUGCAGAACAGAGUAGUGGAAAUCAAUGAAUUAACUGGCGAUUCGCAAUGGUUUCACGUGGCCGGUAAACAGAACCCGGCUGACAUGCUGUCCCGCGGGCUCGCGCUGGACGAGCUGCAGGCGGCGGGCAUGUGGUGGAGCGGCCCCGAGUACUUACGUGAUAACAACUUUAACCCGUCACAGGAGAACGUCACAAUAAAUACUGAUAACAUCGAAUUACCGGAAUUAAAGUUAGAAAAAACAGUAUUGACCCCAAUGAUCUACUCCCACUCACACCAGCUCACUUCCUCAUUGGCCGACCGCUCACCGCUCCAGCUGGCGAAGACCUGACGGCUACUCCAACGCUGCGCCUAUCACGCUAUGAUCGCGUGGAG
This is a messenger RNA of Plutella xylostella (diamondback moth), 4391 nucleotides long. Lineage: Eukaryota; Metazoa; Arthropoda; Insecta; Lepidoptera; Plutellidae. The record is from RefSeq and is a predicted model, not a curated record.